This is a messenger RNA of Ilex paraguariensis (yerba mate), 597 nucleotides long. Lineage: Eukaryota; Viridiplantae; Streptophyta; Magnoliopsida; Aquifoliales; Aquifoliaceae. The record is from the annotation of a GenBank genome assembly.
AUGGAAAGAUUUGUGAAAUGGAAUCUUCCUUCUCAAAAAGGAAUGCUUCAAACUCUUUUGCAUUCACCGACAGAAAACCCACCUCACAUUUCAUCAUACCCACCGACCGAUUUUCCAGUUCUUGACUGGCCAAAACUUCCUCAAACUAGGCCAACAAGUCCACUCCCAUAUGGUCCUCCGAGGUCUCCAACCCAACGCCUUCGUUGCUUCAAAGAUGGUAGCAAUGAGGAUUCGGAGGUGAAGCCUAAUUGGGUUACAAUCACGAGUGUUUUACCUGCUUGUGCACACACUGUUGAGUCUGCUAGACGAAUUCAUAAUUAUGCUACUGAGAUCGGUUUGGAUUUUCAUUCUUCGGUGGAAACAGCACUUGCUGCAACGUAUGUUAGGUGUGGGAGUCUUGUUGAUGCCCAAAGUUGUUUUGAUAGGAUCCGUCAAAAUGAAAAGAGUUUGGUUACUUGGAACACCAUGAUUACUGCAUAUGCUUCUCAUGGCCAUGGAACAGAAGCUUUGUCAACAUUCGAGGAUAUGAUAAGAGCUGGUAUUCAACGAGGUUGUUGUCAGGAUGCAGCCAUUCUGGACUUGUUGAUGUUAGCUUGA